Molecule: messenger RNA, 1281 nt
Organism: Pollicipes pollicipes
Lineage: Eukaryota; Metazoa; Arthropoda; Thecostraca; Pollicipedomorpha; Pollicipedidae
Product: rho-related GTP-binding protein RhoU
Biological process (GO): small GTPase-mediated signal transduction
Molecular function (GO): GTPase activity; GTP binding
Source: RefSeq, a predicted model, not a curated record
CCCCACCAACUGGUGGAGCUAUUUGGUAGCACCUCAGCCAAUCUGAUGGAUGACAGUCUUUCUGAACAUUUCCCUGGGACAUUACGGAAAAUGACUUUUUAAAGCGUUGGUGAAAACAACCAAAUUGGUGGCAAGUAUCCAAUCGGUGGUGGAGUGAUCAUUUUGGUUCUGAUUCAUCCAAUUUGGAAAAUGUCAAUUUUGGCUAUUCUAAGCUCAUUUUUGGUGAUGGCUUAUAAUGCGAUAUUUCGCGUCAAUUACUCUAAAUAUUUACCAGGAUAUGGUAGCGAUAUGGCACCUUGCACAUUAUACGACCAUUGGCGCACUUAUGAUUCAGUCCCCUUGGUCCACUUGUUUGAAGGUAAACAAUAAUGCUUGCUACAGGCAGCGCACGCUACGCGGAGCCAGCAAUUGUCUUGUGGUGCAUGUAGGUCAGUCGUUUUGUGCCGCUCAGUCUCGCUUCUGACCCCGUGAGUCAGAGCCGAAGAUAAGGACGCGGAUAGGCGCAGCCCCGGUGGCGGUCGCCCCACUCGAUAAGCGGAAUCCCACCGACGUCACCUGGCCGCCCCGGCGCCGAGUCUGGCCGCGCGAGCGGGCCGACGCCGGUGUGGGCGUCACUCGCGGUCGCGCUCCGCCCGGCCGGCGGGCAGCAGGCCUCGUGCCGGCUGGGAUUGCGCCGGGCCCGACGGCGGACGUGCGGCGCCGCCAUGCUGAUCCAGAGCAGCGCCAGCCCGCCCUGCAGUCCGGCCAUGGCGGCUAAGCCGGCGCGCGGGCCCGCCCCCGCCGCCGCCGUCAAGUGUGUGCUGGUGGGCGACGGCGCCGUCGGCAAGACCUCCAUGGUGGUCAGCUACGCCAACAACGGCUACCCCAGCCAGUACCAGCCGACCACGUACGACGACUACAACGUGGUGGUGAUGGUGGACGGCCAGCCGGUGCGCCUGCAGCUGUGCGACACGGCCGGGCAGGACGACUUCGACCGGCUGCACCCGGUCUGGUACGCGGACACGGACGUGUUCCUGGUCUGCUUCAGCGUCGUGUCGCCCACGUCCUUCCAGAACGUGCCGCAGAAGUGGGUGCGCGAGAUCCGGCAGCACCGGCCGCAGGCGGCCAUCGUGCUGGUGGGCACGCAGUCCGACCUCCGCUCCAACGUCGAGGUGCUGAUCGAGCUGUCCCGGUACAAGGAGGCGCCCGUCAGCGAGGCCGAGGCGCGCCGGCUGGCCGCCAGCAUCCGCGCCGCCGCCUACGUCGAGUGCUCGGCGCUCACGCAGCGCAACGUCAAGGAGG